This is a messenger RNA of Hemicordylus capensis (graceful crag lizard), 1564 nucleotides long. It is a transcript of the gene PPP1CA, whose product is annotated as protein phosphatase 1 catalytic subunit alpha. Gene Ontology annotation, cellular component: nucleus; cytoplasm. The coding region runs from base 288 to 1280 and encodes 330 amino acids. Gene Ontology annotation, molecular function: protein serine/threonine phosphatase activity. Lineage: Eukaryota; Metazoa; Chordata; Lepidosauria; Squamata; Cordylidae. The record is from RefSeq and is a predicted model, not a curated record. The transcript has 7 exons.
CUUCCCACGCCACCCUUUUGUUGGGAGAGCCCAAGGAUGGCGCAAUCGCAGGAGAAGCUCACGCUUCUGGCCCCGUGUUGAUCCCUCCAGCCUGUAGGUGGUGGUGGCGGCGGCGGCGGCGGCCAGCGAGGCCUGUGUGCUCACUGCUUCCUCUCUUCGUCGGAGGUUCCUUGGCAAGAAGAAGUAGGAGAGAGUCGGCCUUCCCCCUGCUGCUUGCUUGUUAAGACCACCGAGCAGGGUGGGAGGAACCCAGGCGCCCGAAGCUUCCCUGCCCUGAGAGUGCCGCCAUGUCGGACGGCGAGAAACUCAAUUUGGAUUCCAUCAUCGGGCGCCUCCUGGAAGUGCAAGGCUCACGUCCUGGCAAGAAUGUGCAGCUGACAGAAAACGAGAUUCGGGGCCUCUGCCUGAAGUCGCGGGAAAUCUUCCUGAGCCAGCCCAUCUUAUUGGAGCUGGAAGCCCCCCUGAAGAUUUGUGGUGACAUUCAUGGGCAGUACUAUGACCUGCUACGACUCUUUGAAUAUGGGGGCUUUCCCCCAGAGAGCAACUACCUCUUCCUGGGUGACUAUGUUGACCGAGGGAAGCAGUCACUGGAGACAAUCUGCCUGCUACUGGCCUAUAAGAUUAAGUAUCCUGAAAACUUCUUCCUGCUGCGUGGGAACCACGAGUGCGCAAGCAUCAACCGCAUCUAUGGCUUUUAUGAUGAAUGUAAGAGGAGGUAUAACAUCAAGCUAUGGAAGACCUUCACUGACUGCUUCAAUUGCCUGCCCAUUGCUGCCAUAGUUGAUGAGAAAAUCUUCUGCUGUCAUGGAGGACUCUCUCCUGACCUUCAGUCUAUGGAGCAGAUUCGGCGGAUCAUGAGGCCCACCGAUGUGCCUGACCAGGGUCUGCUCUGUGACCUGCUCUGGUCAGAUCCUGACAAAGAUGUUCAGGGCUGGGGCGAGAAUGACCGCGGCGUCUCCUUCACGUUUGGCUCAGAAGUUGUCGCCAAAUUCCUGCACAAACACGAUCUGGACUUGAUCUGCCGAGCUCACCAGGUGGUAGAAGAUGGCUAUGAAUUCUUUGCCAAACGGCAGCUGGUAACACUUUUUUCUGCCCCAAACUACUGUGGCGAGUUUGAUAAUGCAGGUGCAAUGAUGAGCGUUGACGAAACCCUUAUGUGCUCCUUCCAGAUCUUGAAACCAGCUGACAAGAACAAGGGCAAAUAUGGCCAGUUCAGUGGCCUGAAUCCUGGUGGACGCCCAAUCACUCCUCCGCGCAACUCGGCCAAAGCCAAGAAGUAACUAGCCCUGCCUGCCCCCCUAGCUGUAGGUGUGGGGCCCAGGCUGUCUUGCGUAGCGGUUACACUGUACAGCGGCUGCCUACCUCCCCAGGGCCCAGCCAUGUAAUUUUUUAAAAAUGUCUGAAUAAGAAUUCAAUACCAAAAAUUCUGCUCCCCUGGGAUGGGGAUGUCUUUAUUUUUGGGGGUAUUUUUGAUUGACUUUUUUGCCAACUUUGUCCUGAUAUGUGCUCCUCUUUCCCCCAGGGGGGUUCUACAUCUUUUUUGAAUAAACAUGUAAGAUUCUUA